AUGACAGAAGAGGUAGCAGUUUGUCGUAUUUGUCGUUGUGAAGGCACUCCGGAUGCUCCGUUGUUUCAUCCUUGUAAAUGCCGUGGUUCCAUCAAAUAUAUACAUCAAGACUGUCUUCUUUCCUGGUUAGAGCAUUCUCAUAAAGACUCAUGCGAUAUUUGUCACGCGUCGUACCAUUUCAAGACAGUAUAUGAUCCAAACACUCCUGAUAUUCUUCCUGCUUUUAUAAUAUUAAGGAAGGUGUUCUCGGAGUUGCGCGUAUUGCUCUAUCGCUUGACGCAGGUAGCGCUCGUUGCGGUGCUUGUUAUAUUUCAGGUACCAGUUUUUGUUUCUUCUAUUGAUCGCUUAUUGAACUGGCAACUAGGAUGCCAUGUUCCUUACUCCAGCUAUACUUAUGGAUUUAUCUAUGGAGAAGAGAUUCCAGGCAAGACUGCCGAAUCUUUGAUUUCUGACUGGGACAAGUUGACCACGUUUUUCGAAAACACAUGGAGCAGGGGCCUCACCCUAAUUUUGAAAUAUGCAUUUGUUCUUGGUUCCAUGUUACUUAUUCAAGGCUCAGUUGUGAGUGACGAAGGAUUCUCUAAGAUCAUUCAUAAAAAAAUAGGGCCAGAGCCUAGAAUGAAUAGAUUAAUUGAGCUACUUCACAGACGGCAAUUGAGAAGGCUCAAUAACGAGAUUCAAAAUCAGAACGAGAACGAGAAUGUGGGGGGCAAUGCUGAUGAUGAUCAAGCCAAUCUUGAAGAACUUCGUCGUGUGGUUGAGGAUGCAAACAGAGUAAUGCAUGAGGAGAGACCCAGAAAUCAUGAUUUGCUCGAUGAUGGCCAUGCCAUUGAUGGCUUUGAUGAUCUCGAUGCCAAUGAACUCAAUGAUAUUCCCAACCUUCCUGUCCUUCCAGAUGGUGCCCCACCUAUUGAUGCUAUUGUCCCUGAUGAAGAUGCAGCCGACAACCUCAAUAAUCGAUUGUUCGAUAUGGAUAAAGGAAUCACCUUUAUAUUUCAGAUAACUAUAUUCAUGGACGUUGCUGUUAUCGGUAUAUUAAUGUGUCUUAAAACUUUCCCUUCUUUGAUUGGAAUGGCUACCAUCGACCUGGUGAGUUCUUUGGUCAAAUCUUCUUUUUCAUCAAUUUACGGUCUCGUCCAUUCCACAAAUGUUUAUACUCUUGCAGUGAGGUAUAUUGAUGGUUUCCUCACUUCUGACACCGUUCAUCACUUACUACAAUAUUGCCGUGACAAUAAGCUCAUAUUCAACGUCACUAACUUCUUUAUGCAAAAUUGGUUUUUGCCUAUAAAGGAUGUAUACACAAAUACCGUUCAGUGGACCCCUUCAGCAAAUACAUUUGAGAGAGAUUCUGUGGUAAUUGUAGGGUUUUUUAUAGCUGGUUGUGCUAUUAUGUUUAUUAUGCGCAGAAUGGAGCAUGGAUGCUCUCAAAAUAACCCUCUUACGGGUGGCUACAGAUCUAUUUACAUAGUUCUGCUCGAGAUUAUUUGUAUCUUGAAAGUUUUUGCGCUAGUCAUGAUCGAAUGGCUUGCAUUUCCUCUCUUUUGUGGCUAUCAGAUUGAGUUUUCCUUGGUGCCUUUUUUCAACGAUGACUUGUACACUUACAAAAUUGAUCCCCCUUUAUUAGGUGAUGCAGUUCCCCUAGGUGUGGCCCCUAGAUGGCUCUUAGGUACCUUUUUCAUGUACUUUUUCGCAGCCUUUGUCACAAUGACAAGAUCGUAUAUCCUAAGGAAAGGAGUUUUGUUUUUCAUCAGGCCAUCUGAUGAUCCCGAUAUUAGAUUGUUACACGAUGCUCUCAUGAAACCUUUCUCUUUGAAACUCUAUCACAUUGGUCUAUCCGCUUUUGUUUACAGCAUUUAUAUUAUGAUAGAGUUCACCAUGGUAGUCUGGGGUGUCAGAUUACUUUCUCCCAUUCAAAUCUUGCCUUCGACACCUCGAUUCUUUCAACUUGAAAGACUAGAUUACGUCAUGUUAUUCUUUGUUGCAUCCAUGGCUCAAGAUAAAAUCAAGGCUUAUUGGAAGUGGGCUUUCCAAUAUUCGUGCUCAAAACUCCGUUUGUCAUUUUUCUUAUUGGGAAACGAUGUUCCUUCGGAAAGGGGACAUGUGCUGUACAAAAAUUGGAAUAGCCGGCUUACUCAUUUCAAUGCUCUUCCGGACUACUCUAGUCCCGUUUUGGAGCAUGAGGCUGCACACUAUUUUGCCGAACAUCCAGAUACAAUAUGUUGCUUUGUUCCUGAUGGUAACUAUGUUCGUGCCCCUGAUAAUGAUCAAGUUGCUCGCACUUUUGUGAAAGAAUUAUUUGUUCCGGUUACAAAGGAUGAUAAGCUUCUUGCUCCUAUCCCAACUAUUGAUGAUGACGAGGAUAGGUAUAAUCCGUAUGGGGACGAGGAGCUACUCAACAUUGUGACUUAUACUAUCGUCUAUAGACCUCCAGGUUUCAGAAAUAGGAUCUUUUGUUUGUUGGGAAUGAUGUGGGCGUUCUCGAUGUUUUUAACGUUUACUCUUUAUGCUGAUAGCGUGCUUAUUGGUGUUAUAAUGAUUCGUUUCCCAAGCCUGGGUGGUGUAUUCCACUUAAAUGAUUCCUGGAAUUCCAAUCCAUUCAAGGUUGAUUUCGUAAGAAUUGCUGCGGCUCUGCUCCACUUGAUUUUCAUGUCAAAGCUAUAUGAUAGCUUUGCAUUGCAAAAGGACUGGAUAUUCCAAGUCUUAAAGGGCACUGCAACGAGAAACAGCCAUUCUUGUUUCUCGAAGAUCAGGUUGACCUUGAAAGUCGCUCGGCGAGUGGUGAGUAUUCCCGCACAUAAUGCCUUGAGAUACAUUCGUCGGAAAGCUGAUCACUUGAAAGUAGGGUUAUUGAUCAUCACAUAUGGCUUUGCAGAGUUUAUUAUCUUGGCCUUGGGUAUUACUCUUCCGCAGAAAUGUUUGGAGACUUACAUCUUAUCUAGACCUGAGCUUUUGCACAGCUGGAUUAUGAGCGUUUACCGCGUGUCUGUCUUCGCAUUUAUAAUCUUAUCCAUGAACUAUUUAGGAGGUAUAGUGAUCUCCUUGGAGCCAAGAUUUACUGUCUCAUUCAAGAUUCGUUAUCAGAUUUUUUAUGUUUCUUUGGUGAUAGGUCUGAUUUGGAUUCUGCAGUUUGGAUAUUAUCUAACAAGCCAUCCUGAUGAUGACUUCAGUUGGUUGUUCCAAAACGAGCUAUCGUCAGAAAAAGGUUUAUCGCUUUCCUUAUUAGAAUAUUGGAUUGAUCUAUCGGUGGAUAGGCUGACGGUAACUAAUUUUUCAUGUCUUGGCCUCUGGAUUUUGUUUUUGAUGAAGGAAUUCUCUCUUCAGAUCAAAGAAUUCUUUGGUCGGGUGAAUGGCCAGUUGAAGGAGGAGUAUUUCAGCAGUGGUAAAGUUUUGACGAACGCUUCUGAUGAUUUUAAUACUGAUGAUGUUUCCGUCCAUUCAACUAACGAAGUGAAUGAGUGA
Messenger RNA from Brettanomyces nanus, 3459 nucleotides. RefSeq lists its product as uncharacterized. The record is from RefSeq and is a predicted model, not a curated record. Gene Ontology annotation, cellular component: endoplasmic reticulum membrane. Gene Ontology annotation, molecular function: zinc ion binding. The transcript has a single exon. The coding region runs from base 1 to 3459 and encodes 1152 amino acids. Lineage: Eukaryota; Fungi; Ascomycota; Pichiomycetes; Pichiales; Pichiaceae.